UUGGAUUAUAUUCUUUUAGCUGUAAUGUCUUAGAUUUGUAACAGACUCCUGUUGGAAUUUUUGUUGUUGUUUUUGAGUUGUUGGUUGAGGCCAAGUCAUGGCGCCAGAGCUAGCCUUGUCAUUCUCUGUUGUAUCUGUGGUCGAAGAUGUUCUUCAGACGCACGGAAGCUGUUUAAGCGACAUUCACUUGGCAUCAAGGAUGGCAGAAGAAGCUUCCUCAAGAAGGAAUGAAGCAGCUGGGUGGCUAAGAAAGACAGUUGGAGUUGUUGGAGGGAAAGACAUUCCAGAUGAGCCUACUGAAGAAGAUUUCAGGAUUGCAUUACGAAGUGGCAUUGUCCUUUGCAAUGCUCUUAACAAAAUUCAACCCGGAGCAGUGCCCAAGGUAGUUGAAGUCCCCUGCGAUAGUGUUAUCAUUCCUGAUGGGGCACCUCUGUCUACUUACCAAUACUUUGAAAAUGUAAGGAAUUUUCUGGUAACUAUGGAAGAAAUGGGGCUUCCCACCUUUGAAGUGUCUGAUAUAGAACAGGGAGGAAAAUCUUCGAGGAUAGUGAAUUGUGUUUUAGCACUUAAGUCUUACAGUGAAUGGAAACAGGGAGGAAAAAAUGGGUCAUGGAAAUAUGCAGCUCUUCUCAGAAUCACGGGGGGGCAAAAGGUUCAUUCUUUUUGCCUUUCCCUCUGA
This is a messenger RNA of Vigna umbellata (rice bean), 679 nucleotides long. The record is from RefSeq and is a predicted model, not a curated record. NCBI's taxonomy places the organism in Eukaryota, Viridiplantae, Streptophyta, Magnoliopsida, Fabales, Fabaceae.